AAAAAUGGGUUGCCGGUGAAGUUAACUACUUAACCUACAGCCGUUUGCAGGUGUUAAGUCAUCUUCACAGAUCCGAUGCCAUAAACAAACCCUAAAAUCAUUUUCCGAUGCCAUUUCCUGAAAUCGAAAUCUAGUCAUUGAAAAUUAAGAAAUGAUGGGAGCUUUGCAAUUUGGCAUCCUCGCUGCAUGUGUCGUACUCUUCGUCCCUAUGGGAAUGGCCGGAUGGCAUCUCAGCCGCAAUAAAAUGCUCUUCUUCAGUGGGGCCCUCUUCAUCACUCUCGCCGUUGGCGUCCACCUUACACCUUACUUCCCUUCUGUCUCCGACGUCAUCUCCUCCUUCUCAUCCCCCGCUGUCGUCUUGGAAGACAGAGAUUCCUGCACCUCCUUCCUCCAUGAUAUUUCCUGGGACGACAACUCGAUUGUGGUUAGUGAUUUCUCAUUGAAUUCUUCGGAUUAUGGUGAACCGUGGGCAUGGACAAAUUCUACGUCUGUAAUUGCAUGUGGGUUUUCGAAAUUGGGUCGAUCUGACGCUUUGGAUCUCCUCAAUGGGUCGUGGGUCGUCAUAGCUGGGGACUCCCAGGCCCGUCUAUUUAUUCUUGCUCUGCUCAAUUUGAUGUUAGAUUCAACGGAAAUGGAGUCAGUCAGACGGGAUUUGUUUAAACGGCACAGCGAUUAUCAUAUUGUGAUUGAAGAGAAUGGGGCGAAGUUGGAUUUUAUCUGGGCACCAUAUCCGAUGAAUCUGACUGGUUUGGUUAAGGGAUUUCAACGCGAACGGCAGUAUCCGGAUGUGCUGGUAAUGGGUUCUGGUUUGUGGCAUAUGCUGCGUUUUACUGAUGCGUCGGAUUUUGGGGAUUCACUGGGGUUGCUGAGGAGAUCGGUGGCAUCGUUGUUGCCGAUUGUUUCAGAAUUUGGGUCUGAUGGGCCGGUUACAGGGUCUGUUUCGGUUCAAUCUCCCCACAUGUUUUGGCUCGGUAUGCCGACACUCAUAAAUUCAAUGUUGAAUACGGAAGAAAAGAAGGAGAAGAUGACUCGAGUGGUUUGCAAUGCUUAUGACCGUGAGCUUGAUGAGAGCAAGCUUUUGCGUCGAUUGGGUGGGCCAUUUAUGUUGCUGGAUAUUGAGUCACUUAGUCGUAGUUGUGGGUCACGAUGUACAGCUGAUGGGAUGCAUUACAGUGGAGUAGUCUAUGAAGCAGUCGUUCAUAUAAUGCUCAAUGAGUUGCUAAUUGAAUCUCGGCAGCGGAUUUGGGGUUGAUUUUCAUUCUUUGAGGUGGUUUCCUUCAGUAGAUAGAAAAACUGACUCUGGUGGACUUCAUAGAGAGUUGUACUACUACAAUCUCAAAGAAAAUAACAUGAUAAUUCUCUCAUAUGCAAUUUCAAGAUGAAAUUUUUGAAAAAGUCAUCUUGGGAGCAUGAAGUAUUGCAUUGAUGUGGAGCUUCUAGAGUUGGCUUUGUUCUGUGACAAGCAACACUUCGAAGCAAGAGACAUCCAAGGCAAAGAAUUACAGCAGAUGAACUCAAACAGACUACGUCGCCUUUCCUCACUGUUUCAAGACAUUAAUGCACUUGGAAGGUAUGUGGUGCAGGCUUGAAGUUGACUCAUUUAUUGGAUGCUACAGAAGGUCUUUGUUUCUCUACACGUCUGCUGCACAGGAUGCGCUAUUGGAUGCUGUACAUGACUCAUCACAAUAAGGUCACGGGGUAUGGCAAACUAGGGGGCCCGUUUGGAUUGCUAAUUACAUCGGUAAUGUAUUGUAAUAAGUGUCAUCAUUACGAUUUUACAAUGUUUGUUUAAACACAUAAUUUGGUGGUCAAAUGCAGAUGUAAUAGCAAAUAGGCAAAUGAAUUUGUAAUCAUUACAAUUUUACAUAUUAUUGCAAUGGAAAUCUCUUAUCCAAACACACACAUCAGUGUAUUUUUGUCUAUGAUUUGACAUUAAAGUAAUAUAAAAUUAUCAUUAUUAGUAUUUUAACAUGCC
This is a messenger RNA of Magnolia sinica, 1975 nucleotides long. Its product is annotated as protein ALTERED XYLOGLUCAN 9. The record is from RefSeq and is a predicted model, not a curated record. NCBI's taxonomy places the organism in Eukaryota, Viridiplantae, Streptophyta, Magnoliopsida, Magnoliales, Magnoliaceae. The coding region runs from base 152 to 1252 and encodes 366 amino acids. Gene Ontology annotation, biological process: carbohydrate metabolic process. Gene Ontology annotation, molecular function: acetyltransferase activity. Gene Ontology annotation, cellular component: Golgi apparatus. The transcript is spliced from 3 exons.